CUCCACUCUCUUCCUCGGCGCUGCCUGUGGAGGUGGCAGCCAUCUGUUACUGGGCAUCAUGGCUGCCCUCAGACCUUUGGUGAAGCCCAAGAUCGUUAAAAAGAGGACCAAGAAGUUCACCCGGCACCAGUCAGACCGAUAUGUCAAAAUUAAGCGCAACUGGCGGAAGCCGAGAGGCAUUGACAGUAGGGUGCGCAGAAGAUUAAAGGGCCAGAUCUUGAUGCCCGACAGUGGUUACGGGAGCAACAAGAAGACAAAGCACAUGUUGCCCAGUGGCUUCAGGAAGUUCCUAGUGCACAACGUUAAGGAGCUUGAAGUGCUGCUGAUGUGCAACAAAUCUUACUGUGCAGAGAUUGCUCACAACAUAUCCUCCAAGAACCGCAAAGCUAUUGUGGAAAGAGCAGCCCAGCUGGCAAUCAGAGUCACCAAUCCCAACGCCAGGCUGCGCAGCGAAGAAAAUGAAUAGACAGCUUGUUGUGCUCGUCAUAUUUGUGUUAAUAA
Molecule: messenger RNA, 501 nt
Organism: Neogale vison (American mink)
Lineage: Eukaryota; Metazoa; Chordata; Mammalia; Carnivora; Mustelidae
Product: 60S ribosomal protein L32-like
Exons: 1
Coding region: 59-466 (135 amino acids)
Biological process (GO): translation
Cellular component (GO): cytosolic large ribosomal subunit; ribosome
Molecular function (GO): structural constituent of ribosome
Source: RefSeq, a predicted model, not a curated record